GGCGCGGCGGCGGGGCUGGCUGGCGGCAGCUGCGGGCGGGAGCCGAGUGUCCCGUGUGCACGUGUGGCGGAGCGGCGGCAGCAGCGCGGCGGCGGCUUUCCCCGCGUCUCCCGGAGCCUCAGGGCCUGGCUUGGGCUCUCGCGGCCUCCUCAGCACCCUUCGUUCAGCCGAGCGGCCGGCGUGUGGGCUCGAGUGGCCUGAGGUCAGGGCGCGGAGAGCUCCGGGGCGGCGAGGACGACGGCGUUGGUGGCGGCUGUAACGACGGCCUCAGCAGGCGGGGAAGAUGAAAGGUAGCCGGAUCGAGCUGGGAGAUGUGACGCCACACAAUAUUAAACAGUUGAAGAGAUUGAACCAGGUCAUCUUUCCAGUCAGCUAUAAUGAUAAAUUCUACAAAGAUGUGCUGGAGGUUGGCGAGCUAGCAAAACUUGCGUAUUUCAAUGAUAUAGCUGUAGGUGCAGUGUGCUGCAGGGUGGAUCAUUCACAGAAUCAAAAGAGACUUUACAUCAUGACACUAGGAUGCCUUGCACCUUACCGAAGACUAGGAAUAGGAACUAAAAUGCUAAAUCAUGUCCUAAACAUCUGUGAGAAAGAUGGCACUUUUGACAACAUCUAUCUGCAUGUCCAGAUCAGCAAUGAGUCAGCGAUUGACUUCUACAGGAAGUUUGGCUUUGAAAUAAUUGAGACAAAGAAGAACUACUAUAAGAGGAUAGAGCCUGCAGAUGCUCAUGUGCUUCAGAAAAACCUCAAAGUCCCAUCUGGUCAGAAUGCAGAGACACAAAAGACAGACAACUGAACAAAUUACAAAUGAACUUUAUUGCACUUGCUUGUCGCCAAAUAAAAGAAAGACCCAUUGAUCCUCCCCACCCCCUUUUCUUCAGCUUUCCUCCCUUGUUAUUCGUCCUUUCUUUCCUCUUAAAGUUUUUAAUACUUUCAAGGACUCUUAAAAAUGAUCAUGUUUGGAUUGUUUUAGUUCUCUUUAUUUUUGUGAGGUGUUUGGAUUGAAGGAAGGAGAAGAUAGGUAUGUAUAGUUUCACAGUUGAGAUAUCUCCCAAAAUUGGGUGUCAGAUGAUUUAAAAUUUUUAGCUGUUUAUUUUAAAACAUCCUGCUUUCACAUUGAAAGGCAGAGCCUACAAUAUUGUUUAUUUCGAAAGACAAAAAGAAGCAUCAGCAAUAUCUUGUUCUCUAAUUCAUAGGCAAGCUUAGUGUAUUUGUGGUACUUUGAGUUUUAAAGACUGUCUGUGGGAUGCUAAUCCCUGACAUUGCCUUCACUCUACCUUUAGUCCUUUGAGUGCUCUCAGGAGUUGGACCAUUGUUAUCCUUGUGAGAAAAUACCAAACUUAUUUAGGUUUUUAAAGCAAUUUUUCCUCUCAGUUUGCUGAUUGGCAGGGCAGUGUGUAUAGGUAGUAUCAUACUUUGGUCAAAGUAUUUCAGUUAAACGACUUUUUUUUUUCCUUCUUCUUUCCUGCUGUUUAUUUUGUUAGUAGAGGCAUUAACUGGUAGAGUGUGGGCUGGUGAAAUUAACUGUUUUAAUAUCCCAGCUAGAGAUACGGCUUCUAACUGACCUAAAGAAGAUGGUUAUAAAUGAUUUUUUUUUCUCCUGUUUUUUAGUAAGUCCAGUAAUAGUGUAACCGUAUAAAUGGAGUUAUGCCCUUAUAAGUCAAUAUCCCUAAAUAAAUCUGAAGCAAGUGUUUCCUUUUGGACAUACAGAAUUACAUAAAAAGCCUAGAUGGACAUGUAACACAUUAAGUGUAUUUAUGUCAACUAAUACAGAUUGUUAAAAGUGUGGCCAUUGAGCAUUUGAUAAUAUAUGAAAGAAUUUCUAGACAGUAUUUUUGAAAAUAACAUUGUUAUGCUAUUGCUUAUCUGUUGGAGAACAUCCCAGAUUUGCUUACACUCUGUGCCUACAAUGUUGAGUUUAAAGAUUUGGAAUAAGAGGAAUCAGUAGAUAAAUUCCUUCUAUUCUUGGAACAGUAGAAGUGUAAAGUGUUAAUAGAAAUAUCACUGUGACCUCCAGUUGACAGGUUUGGUUAAGGCCAGAUGAUUUUCCGGCACACUAGGAGUGGCUCUGAUGGGCUGAGAACUGUAACGUAGAGACAUGUGAGAUACUCAUUUUCCUCGCAUUGUCCCAUCUAAAAUCCAUGGAAUUUCUUAGGUUGUCAUUAGUCAACAGUGGCUCAAGAAAUGUUCUCAUGAGACUUUUAAAACAGCACAGAAUGUAUGUUUUCUUUCAUUUAAUGUUAAAAGGAAGUUUAACACAUCCUCUAAGUAAAAUUGUGGUAUAAAAGUCAUUUCCAUAGGUUAAAUGAUAAAAUUAUCUCACAAGAUGUUUAUGCACACUUUAUAACUCCCCGAAGUUUUUAUUUGAGAAUGUGAAAGUACAUAAAGUGGACUUCAGUAGUCUUGAGUGCCAAGAAGAAUAUAAACAAGGGGUGUGGUGGAUGGACGGAUGGAUAAAUGUAUAUUGUAGUGAAAUUGUAGAAAUAAUAUGCUUGUUUCUUGGGUAUCAGUUUCCUAGACAGUCCAAAUCUAAGCUCAGAAGAAAAGUUUAGUGUUAAGCACCUUUACUUUCAUGGAUAAAGCUUCAGCUUGCUCUUAAUAAGAGGGUAUAAAUGAGAAAGAGCAUAAUUAGUUUGAAGAAGUCAGCAAUUUUGUAAACUUCCAGAUAGCAAAAUAGAUUUUGAUAUAUAAAAGAGUUUUCUGAGAUGACACUGCCUCUAUUUCUAUAACCAUUUCACUUGGACUAUCUGAGUAGUCCUAUGAAUGUAUCGCUAAAUGUGGUUAUUGAAAACCGAAUAGCUGCCUCACAACAAUUAAGUACAUGUUAUUUAAAAAGGAGGAACAAAUAAUAAAGUUUGAAUUGAGUGUGUAGGCUCCCUAUUAUUAUAGUUUCUUUUUCCACACUAGUCAGUGAUUUUACCUAAAACUUCAAUGUAUGUUAAGGGUCAAAUGUCCUGUAUCAAAGUUGCAUUAAAUAGUUUCAUCCACUUAUAAAAGGGGAAGUUGUCGGGGAGAGGUAGAAACUGGGACUGGUCCAAAUGCCUGUGAGUCGGGAAAUACUAAAGGAAUGCCCGAUGUUGAAUUUGGUUUUUUUUUUUUUUAGUUUUAUUUUUGGGUAUUUUUUGGGGGGGGGGGGUGCUUUUUUCCCUUUGUUUUUUAAUAUAUGAUAAAAAUAAUUUUUGAGGUAAGAUAGUAAUUCUAUUAAUUGGAAGAUAACGAGCUAUCUCCAUUUGUCAGGACAGAUCAUUUUUAAUGUGGGGUAAAUAGGUUAAAAUUAUUCUGUAUGCUGUUUGAACCUAAGUUCUAAAGUAAAGAAUCUGUAGAGAAAUCUAUGCAAUAUAUAAUUUGUCAAGAUUAAUUUUCAUCUGGGGAAAGGAGUUCCUAAGUGUCUCCAAAGCAGGUCACUCAUUAAUUUGAAAGUCCUCCAAAAAGAGAACUAUUGGGAAGUGUGGUGUGUGGUGGUGGAAAAGAAAAAAACUCCCUCACUUUUUGGAGGGAAUAACUUUAAAGAUGCUUAAGUGGCUACGUUUACUUGGUGCAGUUAAGAAUUAAACUUGUCAAUUUUAACGUUGCUGUUACAUCUGAAAUAAACUUAUGUGAUGUUCUGGUAGUAA
Molecule: messenger RNA, 3611 nt
Organism: Psammomys obesus (fat sand rat)
Lineage: Eukaryota; Metazoa; Chordata; Mammalia; Rodentia; Muridae
Gene: Naa50
Product: N-alpha-acetyltransferase 50, NatE catalytic subunit
Exons: 5
Coding region: 284-793 (169 amino acids)
Biological process (GO): mitotic sister chromatid cohesion
Cellular component (GO): NatA complex
Molecular function (GO): acyltransferase activity, transferring groups other than amino-acyl groups
Source: RefSeq, a predicted model, not a curated record